This is a messenger RNA of Bursaphelenchus xylophilus (pine wood nematode), 827 nucleotides long. The record is from the annotation of a GenBank genome assembly. NCBI's taxonomy places the organism in Eukaryota, Metazoa, Nematoda, Chromadorea, Rhabditida, Aphelenchoididae.
AUGAGGGUCCUGCAUUGUCUCGCCAUUGCAUUGACAGAACCCUUUAAAGGACCACAAAAGGUAUUUUUUGAACCGAAAUUUGCUCGGCUAAAAAAUUGACUAUCAGGGAUUUUCGCGUCGAGAAAAUUCCGAAGAACAAAUGUUGUCGGUUUAUUUUCGGAUGAAAAGAUUUUCCGAGCUUCUGUUCAGAGCUCCUUGUACAUUGUCUGGCAAUUUGACUUGAUGCAAGAAGCAUUAUGACCGUUUUCGCAGUUUCAAUUUGGACCACCUCCUCGAGAACAACAUGUAAGUCAAUAUUUUAGUGUUUUUAGCGAGUUUAGGUAAUUUUUGACAUGACAGAGCAAGAAAACGAGUGUAGUUCCGUAAUAAGGCAUCGAGGAGCGCUGUUGGCCGAGUUUUUGGAAAGUUAUAGUCAAAAAAUUGACCAAAAUCUCUAGUGUAAUAUACGUUUUCAGGAAUUCGAAUCCGGAUGCUGCCCGACGGCUUCAUUCUUUUCACCAGGACUCGCAAAAGCAUCUGACGAGGUAUGAGACCGGUAUAAAUCAAUGAACGUUCAACAUUUAGGCUUUUCCUUGAGCUGAUGUCAAAAUCUGAAAGGUGAGGUUUGCCCUUGUUUUCAUGGUUUAGGUGAGGAAAUCUUUGCUCCGUGAGCAAGAAAAUCGGUUUGGUUUCCUAAUGAUGCUAUCUUGACUGUGGUUGCACCAUUUUGCGCCAUACUAAUAGCAAAGCCAUGAUCACUCGGUCCAGUAUAAUAUAAUUUUUUCAGGCGAAUCCCUCUCGAUUUGCAGGAAUCCCGGCCCACUCCGCUCCCAUGCCCGCCAGCCUGA